Ceutorhynchus assimilis (cabbage seed weevil) is the source of this 682-nucleotide messenger RNA. The record is from the annotation of a GenBank genome assembly. NCBI's taxonomy places the organism in Eukaryota, Metazoa, Arthropoda, Insecta, Coleoptera, Curculionidae.
CAUCGAUCAUGGAACUGAAAUUGAGUUUAAAGUCAGGGUUCAGAUGCUAGCCGGUGAAUAUCGAUAUUAAAUCAAAAUGGAAAAACAUAGAGUUGUGCCUGAUGUAGUGCCAGUUUUGCCAGCUCAAGUACUCAAAAUUUCUUACCCGAGUGGAGUCAGCGUCAAUCUUGGAAAUGAAUUGACUCCAACCCAAGUACAAAACGAACCCACCCUUACCUGGGACGCUGAGCCAAGCUCUUAUUACACACUGGUCUUCACAGAUCCCGACAACAGACACCGUGACGAACCCUACUACGAAUGGCACCACUGGCUUGUCGGCAACAUUCCCGGUAGGAACGUAGCCCAAGGUGAGGUUUUGUCUGCUUUUAUCGGUUCCGGACCACCACAAGGUACCGGAAUCCACAGAUACGUUUUUAUGGUCUACAAGCAGCCUGGAAAAAUUCAAUUCGAUGAACCUCGCCUUAAAAGGGCUGUUGAUGGGCGUGGAAACUUCUUCCUCACCAAAUUCGCCGAAAAGUACAACUUGGGACAACCAGUGGCCGGCAACUUCUAUUUGGCUCAGUUCGAUGACUACGUACCCCAACUCUACAAAGAACUUGGUGCCUAACUUAAGUAAAUACUUCUGUAUUUUAUUAUCUUAUUUUAAUAAAAACCAUAUGACCUAAAAUACAUACCUACUUAA